This is a messenger RNA of Oryctolagus cuniculus (rabbit), 4848 nucleotides long. It is a transcript of the gene NTN1, whose product is annotated as netrin 1. Gene Ontology annotation, molecular function: protein binding. Gene Ontology annotation, biological process: dendrite development; motor neuron axon guidance; animal organ morphogenesis. Lineage: Eukaryota; Metazoa; Chordata; Mammalia; Lagomorpha; Leporidae. Gene Ontology annotation, cellular component: basement membrane. The record is from RefSeq and is a predicted model, not a curated record.
GCCCCGGGCGCGGGCAGGGCGGCACUCGGAGAGCGGCGGGAGCCGGGCGGCCGCGUCGUCACUCGCGCGGCCGAGGGAGAGGCGGCGGCCGGGGCCGGGACAGCGGCGGCCGCGCGGGGCAUGGGGCUGGCAAGCCCGCGCUGAGGCAGGACUCGCUCUCCGCCGUCCGGCGCGCGGGCUCCCCGGCCGGGCCAGCCUAACUUUCUUUCUCUUUUGCCCUCUGCAGAGGCGCCUCGUGCGGCGGGCGGACCGAGUCCUCGGCGGGGCCGGGGCAGGCUGGACGCGGCAUGAUUCGCGCAGUGUGGGAGGCGCUGGCGGCGCUGGCGGCGGUGGCGUGCUUGGUGGGCGCGGUGCGCGGCGGGCCCGGGCUUAGCAUGUUCGCGGGCCAGGCGGCGCAGCCGGACCCCUGCUCGGACGAGAACGGCCACCCGCGCCGCUGCAUCCCAGACUUUGUCAACGCGGCCUUCGGCAAGGACGUGCGCGUGUCCAGCACUUGUGGCCGGCCCCCGGCGCGCUACUGCGUGGUGAGCGAGCGCGGCGAGGAGCGGCUGCGCUCCUGUCACCUGUGCAACGCGUCCGACCCCAAGAAGGCGCACCCGCCCGCCUUCCUCACCGACCUCAACAACCCGCACAACCUGACGUGCUGGCAGUCCGAGAACUACCUGCAGUUCCCGCACAACGUCACGCUCACGCUGUCGCUCGGCAAGAAGUUCGAGGUGACCUACGUGAGCCUGCAGUUCUGCUCGCCGCGGCCCGAGUCCAUGGCCAUCUACAAGUCCAUGGACUAUGGGCGCACGUGGGUGCCCUUCCAGUUCUACUCCACGCAGUGCCGCAAGAUGUAUAACCGGCCGCACCGCGCGCCCAUCACCAAGCAGAACGAACAGGAGGCAGUGUGCACCGACUCGCACACCGACAUGCGGCCGCUUUCGGGCGGCCUCAUCGCCUUCAGCACGCUGGACGGGCGGCCCUCGGCGCACGACUUCGACAACUCGCCGGUGCUGCAGGACUGGGUCACGGCCACCGACAUCCGCGUCGCCUUCAGCCGCCUGCACACGUUCGGCGACGAGAACGAGGACGACUCGGAGCUGGCGCGCGACUCGUACUUCUACGCCGUGUCCGACCUGCAGGUGGGCGGCCGCUGCAAGUGCAACGGCCACGCGGCCCGCUGCGUGCGCGACCGCGACGGCGGCCUGGUGUGCGACUGCCGGCACAACACGGCCGGCCCGGAAUGCGACCGCUGCAAGCCCUUCCACUACGACCGGCCCUGGCAGCGCGCCACGGCCCGGGAGGCCAACGAGUGCGUGGCCUGCAACUGCAACCUGCACGCGCGGCGCUGCCGCUUCAACAUGGAGCUCUACAAGCUUUCGGGGCGCAAGAGCGGGGGCGUCUGCCUGAACUGCCGCCACAACACCGCCGGCCGCCAUUGCCACUACUGCAAGGAGGGCUACUACCGCGACAUGGGCAAGCCCAUCACCCACCGGAAGGCCUGCAGAGCCUGUGAUUGCCACCCCGUGGGAGCCGCCGGCAAAACCUGCAACCAGACCACCGGGCAGUGCCCCUGCAAAGACGGCGUGACGGGCAUCACCUGCAACCGCUGUGCCAAGGGCUACCAGCAGAGCCGCUCCCCCAUCGCCCCCUGCAUCAAGAUCCCUGUGGCCCCGCCCACCACUGCGGCCAGCAGCGUGGAGGAGCCUGAAGACUGCGACUCCUACUGCAAGGCCUCCAAAGGGAAGCUGAAGAUUAACAUGAAAAAGUACUGCAAGAAGGACUAUGCCGUCCAGAUCAACGUCCUGAAGGCGGACAAGGCAGGGGACUGGUGGAAGUUCACGGUGAACAUCAUCUCGGUAUACAAGCAGGGCGCCAGUCGCAUCCGCCGCGGUGAACAGAGCCUGUGGAUCCGCUCGCGGGACGUCGCCUGCAAGUGCCCUAAGAUCAAGCCCCUCAAGAAGUACCUGCUGCUGGGCAGCGCCGAGGACUCGCCCGACCAGAGCGGCAUCGUGGCCGACAAGAGCAGCCUGGUGAUCCAGUGGCGGGACACGUGGGCGCGGCGGCUGCGCAAGUUCCAGCAGCGCGAGAAGAAGGGCAAGUGCAAGAAGGCCUAGCGCGCCGGGCGCGAGCGCGCGGACUGGGCCCGCGAGGGCGUUCCCACGUGGGGGGAUGGGGGCGGGGCCGCGCCGGGCGGGGCCCUCGGCGGCCCCACCCCUAGCCCCCGGCCCCCGCGCCCCAGGCCGGAGCCGCGUGCACGCUUGCGCGGUCAGGGGCGCCGCAGGCCAGGCCCUGGAGAAAGAGGGCGAGACGUAGCUACCUCACAGGGCGCCUCCCAGAGCACAGACGCGCCUCCCGGGGCGAGGUGGGGUCACCGUGGAGGGGCGGCCGAAGAUGCAGGUCGCUGAUGGGUCACGGAGCAGGAGCCGGGGAGGAGAGCUGUGAAUUCUGGUGGGGGCGCUAAGCGAGCCCAGCACCAAUGCCCCGCCUUUCUCUCUCGAGGAAUCCCGGCUGGACACAGGGCUGCGGCGACCUGGGCACACCCCCCCUCCCCCCAUGUGGCCUCUGGUCUCCGCUGGCACCUGCUGGCUUGGUCCUCUGGGGUGGGGUCCCAGGGUCUGGGUGGGGGGUUCAUCUCCCAUGGGCAGAGGAAAGGAGGCUCUGGUGGUGCCUGGGGUCUGGCUCACCCAGGAGGCGGGCACUGGGCCCAAGGACACCCCUGAGGAGCCCAAGCCGGGUGGUCACGGCCUCGUGCCGCAGCCGCCUGUUGGAUGAGGCACUGCGCAGGCAAAACCUCCCAGAGCGUUUCCUUUCUGGAAACUUGGAAGCAGCCCCUUCUAUGACACGCUUCCAGGGGAGGGGGCAGUGACACUGUUUGUGCAAUGACAUCAGCCCCCGCAGGGGCCCCCGAGCAGUGUCAACAGCUGGCAAGGGCCUGGCUGGGGGCUGAGGGUUCGCUGGCAGGCGGGGACGGGGGGGGGGGGGGGGGGGCACGGCCAGCUUCCUGGCCGCCACGGCAGCCAUGACCACUUCCUCUUGCUGCCCUCCCUCGGCGGGCCCCUGGCCCUUGGAGCUGAUGCACCGCAGCCUGGGCAGCUCCUGGGCCAUCGUCUCUGGCUCCGGGGCCCUGCGCAGUGCUGGCCUGUGCCUCCCAGAGCUGGGUGCAGACCCCAUCCCCCGGGGCCGGCGUGCCCGACUCCGGCCGCUCCCGUGUUCCCGAAGCUGAUGCCGAAUGCCAGGCCUGGCUUCCCUGUCAGGCAGGGCACCGGUUUCAUUUUCCCUGCCAGUGUUUGGCUGCUCGCAAGGGUCUCCCCAGGCGCGGAGCUCGGCCUCUCUUUCUGGCUCCCCAGUGCCCCUCCCCCGCCUUCCCGCCCAUGUCACGGCUGCCACUUACUGAGCCCCUGCUGUGUGCCAGGCACUUUACCCACCUGCUCCCGACGUGUCCUCGUGACAGCCCUGGGGGCCGGGGAUCCUCUCCCACCUUCUCCGGUGCAGACACUGGAGUCCACGUGUCCAGCGGCCAUGCUGCCCCGGGCUGCACUCUGCCCUGGCCACUGCUACUGCCACUUCAGGGUGACGACGCCAAGAAUGGUGGGCGAAGCAGGGAGGGGACCUGCAAGAGAGAGGCCAGGUUCCUGGAAAGAGGUCUCACUGCUCCCCAGAGGCCCUAGAAUGGUGGGGGCCAGAGGGAGUCCAGGAGGGACUGGCAGAGAGGCCGCAGGCUGCCCUGGGGGGAGGGGUGGCCGUGAUGCUGCCCGGUGGCUUCCCCACCUGUGCAGAGGGGUGUGGCAGCCCUGCCACAUCCUUCCUGGGGUCUGAGCCUCACGCUGCCCUGUGAGGGGUGUGCACUGGUGGUCUCUGAGGACCCCUCCCCCCACGCUCGGCAGUGGACAUCUUCCUGCAAACCCAGCCUGCCUCCCGCCUCACCCUCCUGGUCAUGGCCUGGACCCCCGGUCGUGUGCCAGGGCGGGGAAGAAGCCACCAUGGGAGGGCCCCUGCCAGACCCCACGGCUCCUCCGGUCCCGCCCCUGCCCUCACCCAGGGAGGAGACGGAACCAGGAACGGAGGCGGUGCAGUUUGUACAGUUAGGAAGGGGUGUACAACGGAACUAGGUUUUGAUUUGAGUUUUGAAGAGUGUAUUAACCAGAGUUGUGACAUGUAGGUGUUUGAAGAAGAAAAAACAUACCAGGUUAGUCUUUUUGUUGUUGUUAAACAGAUUCGCCAGUUGGCCUUUCUCCCCCGGCUGGGCGCCCUGGUGUCCCCGAGAGCCGAGUGCCUGCCUCGCUGACACGCAGUGAGGCCGGAGGGACGCGGGGGAGGCAGGCCUAGGGCCAAGGCCCUCAGUGACCUCCGGGAACCCUGCCUCCGCAGUUGCACGCAGGAAAUGGGUAUAGCCCGGGGUGGACGGAGACCCUGAGGGACUGGGAACCCGAUGUAGGGUCUCCAUACCCGAUGGAAGCCACCCUCGAAACCCAGGCGCACGAGACUCACCGACGGGGGCCACAGCUCACGGACAGGCACUCCCGAGGGGUAGUCACAUGUGUCCCACUCCGCGCGUCACUGGGCCUCCCUGCCCCCAGACCUCCCACCACUCCCUCCCGUGUUUCGCAUUUCUGUUCACUCAGAAUUGUAAAUGUUUAGUUGUGACCAUGACAUAUUGUUUGGGUCAGCGUUCCUUUCCAAUGCAUACUAAUAUAUUAUGGUUAUUAUAUAUGAAUAUAUUUAAUGACAUGGAGAAAGUCGUGGAAUUGUGUUUUCUAAGGUUUUCUGUUAGAGCUGUAAUGGACCCAGAUGGAACUUGUAACGUGGACCCCACGUGAUAGAACUAAAUUCAGAUAUCAUUAAAUAAACUCUUGUACACUG